Molecule: messenger RNA, 999 nt
Organism: Ziziphus jujuba (common jujube)
Lineage: Eukaryota; Viridiplantae; Streptophyta; Magnoliopsida; Rosales; Rhamnaceae
Product: PLAT domain-containing protein 3
Exons: 2
Coding region: 86-649 (187 amino acids)
Molecular function (GO): protein binding
Source: RefSeq, a predicted model, not a curated record
GUAUGAAUAUUUAUAGAAAUUUCUAAAAAAUAGAUAUAUAAAUAUUACCCAAAGGAAGCUUCACUCAUCACUAUCUCUUCCAAAAAUGGAGCUCCGCAACACUGUCAUGCUCUCUCUCGCUUUGUCUCUCACUUUCUUGGCCGUCGCUCAAUCUUCUGAUUAUGAAUGCGUCUACACGAUCUACGUGAGGACGGGAUCGAUCUUCAAGGGAGGUACGGACUCCAUCAUCAACGUCCGGCUCUACGACGAAAACGGCUACGGUGUCGAGAUCACAGAUCUCGAGGCGUGGGGAGGGAUAAUGGAGGCCGGCCACAACUACUUCGAGAGGGGCAAUCUCGACAUUUUCAGCGGCCGCGGACCUUGCCUUGAUGCUCCCGUCUGCGCGCUCAACCUCACCUCCGACGGUUCCGGUGACCACCACGGCUGGUACUGCAACUACGUGGAGGUCACCACCACCGGGCCCCACAUCCAGUGCAAGCAGCAGCUCUUCACAAUCGAGCAGUGGCUCGCCACCGAUACGUCGCCGUACGAGCUCACCGCCAUCAGGAACGACUGUCCUUAUGAUUUCGCCGAUAAGAAACUCCAGAUCAAGUCUUCUUCUUCAUCUGCUUCUUCGUCUCGUCCUUUAAAAUUGAAAUCUGUUGUUUGAGAGCGAUGAUGAUGAUGAUAGGUGUUUUGGGGUGGUGUUUGGAUGUUGGGUUAGUUUAAUUCCUGUCCAGUGUAAGAGUAAAUGAAAUGUAGUAAGUUAUUAAUGUUAAGAGAGUGUGAGUCUAAGUAGGGUUUAUUGUAAUCCGUGGUUAUUGUUUUGAGCAGUGAAAUUGCCUGUUUUUCUUUGUUUGGUGGUUUGGUUAUCCAAAUCAGGCAUUGCGAUGUGUCCUCGGAGACCCGAAAAGAAAAUUUUAGAGGGUGGUGUUUGUAUAAAAGCCCAAGUAAAAGUUGCUUAAUUUGGGUCUUCAAAAAAAAAAAAAGUUUAAAAUAAUGGAGGGCACUUUUCGGAUU